AUGCACCAGGAUGACCACUAUCCUCAGCCUUUUCCACCUGUGAAUGGUUCACUGGAGCAGGAGCCUCAAAGGCAGCUCCCAGAGAUGCUAGGUGACGUCUGGGAGACACCUCGAGGGGAUGGGCUGCCACUACUCACUGUCAUCAUCGCUGCCUUCGUUCUACUAGCAAUCUGCAUUGUGCUGGCUGUUCACUUUGGGCCUCCAUUUCACCAGGGCCAUGCCACUCUCCUCGCAGAACCACCAGCACUAAAGUCAGAGAACGGCAUUCACCUCAUCCACUGGCGACUGCUAGACCUACAGGAAAGUCAUAGAGAAACCCAGCAGGGACUUCCUAUUCCUCACUCUGGCUCUGCCCUAGAUGGGCACAGGCCCAGCAUUGAUGAAGUCACAUAUCUGUAG
Molecule: messenger RNA, 399 nt
Organism: Cricetulus griseus (Chinese hamster)
Lineage: Eukaryota; Metazoa; Chordata; Mammalia; Rodentia; Cricetidae
Source: RefSeq, a predicted model, not a curated record